GCGAUGAUCUGCGUAUCACGCCCACCACACAACCCACCCACGCAUUGGUUGCAUUGGACAUGUCUACUGCGGCAAAGAUCCCGCGCAACAUCGUCUUUGUGCAUCCCGAUCUUGGUAUUGGCGGAGCAGAGCGACUGGUCAUUGAUGCUGCAGUCGGCCUGCAGGCGCUGGGACACAAAGUCACUAUCCUGACCUCUUACCGCGACCGCAAUCAUUGCUUCGAGGAAGCUCGCGAUGGCACCCUCGAUGUCCGCGUAAGAGGUGACGCUGUCUUUCCGCCCUCGAUAGCAGGACGUCUCAGCAUCCUAUGCACCGUUCUUCGUCAGCUUUCCUUGGUUGCCAGCACCGGAGUGCUAUCUACCGAACUCAAGCAGCUUGAUCCCGACGUCUUCAUCGUCGAUCAACUCAGCGCAUGCAUUCCAUUCUUCCGCUUGCUGUACCCGAAGGCGAAGAUCCUAUUCUACGGCCACUUUCCAGAUCAGCUCCUGGUGAAGCAGGAGGCUGGCGUGAAGCAGACGCUGAAGUCGCUGUACCGAGUGCCCUUCGAUGCCUUCGAAGGCUGGAGCACUAGCUGCGCAGACGGCAUUGUGGUCAACAGCAAGUUCACAAGGAGCGUCUUCAAGUCAACGUUGCCAGGCGUGAAGUCGCGAGAACUUAAAGUAAUCUACCCUUGCGUAGACACCAGCACCUCCUCGCACGACCGCAGCAAUGCAACUAUAUGGCCAGAUAAGCAGCUGCUGCUCAGUAUCAAUCGCUUCGAGGGCAAGAAAAUGCUGGAUCUGGCCAUCAAAGCGUAUGCUGGCCUCUCGUCUCAGGACCGGGCAAAGGCAAAGCUCGUGCUGGCCGGAGGAUACGAUCCGCGCAACGCAGAGAACGCCAACACCCACAAACAUCUCCAGCAUCUCUGUGUGUCGCUCAACCUCACCCACGCGACAUUCCGAAGCAACGACACUGCUUUGACCAAUCUUUCCAGUGAGGACAUGGACGUCUUGUUCCUGCUCUCCAUUCCGAACGACCUCAAGUCCCGGCUCCUGAGUUCAGCAAGCUUACUCAUUUACACCCCUACCAACGAACACUUUGGUAUCGUACCUCUCGAAGCAAUGCUGGCCGGAGUACCCGUGCUGGCAACGAACACCGGUGGCCCCUUGGAAACCAUCUACGACGGGCGCACAGGCUGGCUGAGGAGCCCCGACAAGAUUGAGGAAUGGACCAAAGUUAUGCAAAAGCCACUGAUCCCAUCGAGUGCCGACAAGCUGCGUGCCAUGGGACAAGCCGGUCGUGCACAGGUGCUAUCUCAAUUCAGUAGAACGAAGAUGGCGCAAUCUUUCCACGAUGAAGUAGAGCGCCUUGUGCAGAACAAUGGCCCGCGUCCUCCAAUCGUCGGUCUCGCAUCUUUGCUGGCGAUGAUAUUCGCCUUUGUUAUCGCGGCUUUGGCUGUCGUACUCGCAGUGACGCGCUUUGUGCCCGCAGCGUAGAAUCUGGCGCGAACGUUGAUUUUUCAAGCAACAUGACUUCGUCAGAGCCACAAGACCGGACAUCUUUGCAAUUUGGGAUUCAUCUCCCAAGCCGCUAAGGGGACAGCUGUACGAUGCAGGACAUUUUCGAACAUACUUCGGUGUACUCAGCUCGGAGAACUUGUCUGAUGCCUACAGUCUACAGCCCAAAUCACCGGACACCUUGGCCGUUGGGAUAAAAUCGACCUUGUUGGACAAGAGCACUUGGGUCAAAGCGUCACAUGAUGGCGCAUCACACCAGGAUUGCCGAGUGGCGAUAGUGUCGUCCCAUCUCUCCCUCGACAACUACCGGCUGUCCAAUUUCAGUAUUCAUCUUGAAGGCCAAAUGUCAAGCGCUGCACGUGUCUCGCUGACGAGGUCGUGUUCUAUCAAGUGUCGCAGUACAUGGACAUCGAUCUUCGGUCCUAUGGAAGACGACACGCUUAUUUGGCUGAGCUGCAAUGCAUUGGGACAGCAUCACACAUCCUUUGUCCCGUCAUCAAGGAAGUAUAGUGCAGUGCAGUGCGUCUUGUCUCGCAGGACUCGCCAAACCCGAUAACUUUGCUUAAUGUGUAUCUCGUCAGCUACUGACAUGUCCACGAUUUGGCUGGGCGGUAGAAGGCUUUUCAUUGUAGGUAUUGACAGCUAGCUACCUGAGCUUUUAAUAGACCUUUGAGUCAAGGCUCAGCAGUAAG
Messenger RNA from Cercospora beticola, 2188 nucleotides. Its product is annotated as alpha-1,3/1,6-mannosyltransferase ALG2. Gene Ontology annotation, cellular component: endomembrane system. The record is from RefSeq and is a predicted model, not a curated record. Gene Ontology annotation, molecular function: alpha-1,3-mannosyltransferase activity; GDP-Man:Man(1)GlcNAc(2)-PP-Dol alpha-1,3-mannosyltransferase activity. NCBI's taxonomy places the organism in Eukaryota, Fungi, Ascomycota, Dothideomycetes, Mycosphaerellales, Mycosphaerellaceae.